Ilex paraguariensis (yerba mate) is the source of this 681-nucleotide messenger RNA. Lineage: Eukaryota; Viridiplantae; Streptophyta; Magnoliopsida; Aquifoliales; Aquifoliaceae. The record is from the annotation of a GenBank genome assembly.
AUGGGGAUGCUCAAGUGUGUUGGGCAAUGGAGAAUUAUGGCAUGGGGGUUUAAAUAUCUGAAGGGGAAAGAAGAAUGUAAAAGUUGUUGGCUGGAAGUUGAACUGAAAAGGCUUAGUUGCAAGAUCUCUCUGUGUCUCCGACUGUUCGGGAAGCUCGGAGUGUCAAAUUGCAUCGGAGCCAAGCUCUAUUUCUCCUUCGGUACAAUGUCGACUUCCAACACAGAACAAUCCGAAUUGCAAAACGGAACCAGCGGACCCCAAGCACCGGCUUCUGACUCCGAUCCCAACCCCACUGAAUCCAAAGACAUCUCGAUCCAAUCAAACGACGAACCACCGGCUGACUCCGAAGCUUCCAAGCCCGACGAAUCCAAGGACGGUUCUACCCAAUUGACCCAAGUGCAACCAACCAACGAAGAGGAGUUGAAUCCCGGAGAUAAACCCAUCCAAUCUGAUGUUGCGCCGGUAGUGGAUGUUGAUUCAGAUCCCAAGAUCGACGAACCGGAAUCGAACAAUGCAAGGGAGCUGCGAAAAGAUGAAGGGAGCAGAACCUUCACGAUGAGAGAAUUAUUGAAUGAAUUGAAGAACGGAGAUGGAAAUGAAGAUUCGGAAGCCGACAGGCGAGACCCUGGUACUCCUUACAGGUCCGUUUUCGAAUGUGAUUCUUAUCUCAGUCUAUAUUGA